Messenger RNA from Didymodactylos carnosus, 2841 nucleotides. NCBI's taxonomy places the organism in Eukaryota, Metazoa, Rotifera, Eurotatoria, Philodinida, Philodinidae. The record is from the annotation of a GenBank genome assembly.
AUGUACCGAGAUGAGAAACGAACGACAACAACAACAACUGACCAAAGAUCGAGGUAUUCACCGAGAAAACGCUCCCGUAUUCGUUUUCGACGUCAUUUAUCGGACGAUUCUUCACAAGAAUCAUUCUAUGAUUCUCUCAACACUAAGCAAAAUCCUAUGGUGCAACAAACAGACUCAUCGAAGAGAAAUAAAAACCGUCCUACACAAGAACAAACAUACGAAUUUAAUGAUGCUUUUAUUGGAGCACUGAAGUCUUACGCAGAAAUUAAAGCUAGACAUUCUACUACAUCAAAACAAACAACACCAAUCUCAACAAGACGACGAAAUUUGAAUGAUAUUAAUGAACGAAGGCAUACAAUUCACUCAAUUGGUCAAGAUCAACUAAACACUAUCCUGCAAAGUACAGAUAUGGAUCGACUGGUUAGUCAAAAUCCUCUUGCAUCACGCUUAGAUCACCAACAACAAGCUGGAGUUACUCAACGAAUUGUAAAUCAAAAUCCACUAAUAACAACUUCUAUUUCUCAUCAAGCACUGCAGCAUGAUCUCAUGUCACCACGAUCAUCAGAAACAAGUGAAGUUCUGGUUUAUCCCUCUUCAAUUAGUCUCAGGGGCCUACUGUCAUAUCAAGAUGUUUUGAGUGCAAUUGAACGUGAAUUUCAUUUGCAUGAAGGUCAAGAACGAGAGAUUAUUAUGAAAUUAUGGCUAAAAAUUCAAACAAUGGUUUCCUUGUUUCAUCGCUACCGUUAUUUAUUACAAGAUUUAAGUCUUGAUGAUAAAGACUUUCAAGGUGGACUGAAAAGUAUUCGUGAAAUGAUUUAUUUUGGAAAUCGUGAUGUGCAUUAUCUCCGAGAACAGACAGCAAGGUUAGAAGAACAAAAUAAAUUUCUUGAAGAAGAAUUUCGUCGGCAACUUCAAAAGAUACAUCAAGAUAAAAAUGAACAAAUAACACGUUUAAGACAGAUAAUUGAUAAAGCGUGUCCUCCACCAGACGAAUUUGGUGAUAAUGCAACCGAUUUAACUCAUUUAUCAGAGUUAAUGCAACGUUUCAUGCAGCAAAAUGUUGAAUUACAACGAGAAAUAGAAACAUUACGUGCAAAACUAGAAUACGCUUUUACACUAUUACAUGAAAAAUUAGAUAAUAAUUCAGCAACAUCGAAUUCUGUUUUACAAAUAGCUGUUGAGCAAUGUCGACAAACCGAACAUCAACUACAAGAAUUAAAAUUCAAAUCGUCAACGCAACAAGAAGAAAAUGAUCUAUUAAGAUAUUUGGCAGACAAAUCUCACAAUUCUGUGGAUGUAUCUCAAUUAUUCACCAUUAUUGAACAGCGAUCACUUGAAAGAGAAACUACUCGUGUUAAGCACGAAUUAGAUGUCACCGAAAAGAAAAUAGCAGAGUUGGAAAGGCGGUUUGAAAACGCCGAUGAUAACGUCCAGUUUUCAAUAGAACGGCUUAAAUUAAAAUGUGACGUCCUACGUUCACAUAUUGCUUCGUGUAAUAAACGAUUAAGUGAAGUUGUAUCGAGACGACUAACUCAAGGAAACAGUAAUGAUUUAGAACAAAUAUUUGAACAAAAUGAAAAUCUAAGAAGUUCAAAUACUACGGACAUGUUAGCAUUACAAACAGAAUUGGAAAGAUUGCGUGCACAAAAUGAACGUUUAACAAAUGAACUUGUUAAUUCAAAACGUUCAACACAAUUAGAAAAUGAGCUAUUAUCAUUACGCGAGCGUUACAAUGAAAUUGCAGAAUAUUCUAAUUUUGAAUUAAAUAAAAUGAAAAAAUUAUUGCAAGAAGAAAAAGAGGCACGUAUUCUAGCAGAAAGACAAAUGUUUGAAACAAAUUCAAAUGAACCCCGUAUUAAUUUGGAUAUGUUAGAAAAUGAAAGACGAAGAUCGGCUCAAUUAGAACAUGAAUUAAUAACAUUAAAAAUGAAAUAUGAUGAUGUUUGUGAACGUAUUACAGGAGCUACAUUACAAUUAGAACGUGUACAAGUAGUUCUCGAUCAAACAUUAAAACGUUGUGAUCAAUUAGAAAAAGAAAAGUCUGAAAUCAAUGCUCAUUCUGAAGUUUUAUCAAAAAAUGUUGUCAAUGUUACUGCAAAAUAUAAGGAUAAAAUGAGUACAAUCAAAACACAACAAACUGAUCGUGAAAGACGUGAAGCUCAAAUACGUACAGAACAAUUACAAAAUGAAAUUGAACGUCUUAAAGAUGCAUUAACUCAUAAACAAGAAAUUAUAUUUGAAAAAGAUAGAAUAAUUCAAGAUACACAAUUUAAAAAUAAAGAAGUUCAAUUAGAGAGACAAACAGUUGAAGAGAGAAUAUCAAACGAAUAUAAACGUCUUAGUGAAUUAUCAGAAAAAAAUCGUGUACUUGAAGACGAAUUAGAAAGAAUAAAACGAAGUCAAAUUUUGGAAAAUAUUACUGUAAGACGAACGGAUGUGAUUAAUGUUGAUACGGUCGGUGGUGGUAGUAAUGUUGACAAUCAGCGUUUGGACGACUUAAAAACAAAAGUGAACUCAUCUUUAUCCGUAAAUGAUCUUGAAAGACGAUUUGUAGCCGAAAAAUCAACAAAAGAAUCUUUACAAGUACAAAUUAAACUAUUAGAAGAUGAGAACGCCGAUUUGCGUGAAAUAAUGUUACAAAUGCGCAAACGUGCACAAGAUGGACGAAGAGAUGAACGUGAUCGAUGUGAUGAGAUAAAUCAAUUAAUUGCUCGUGCUGAAUUUAACGCUCGCCAAUAUAUGACAAAUUUCAAUAUGUCAACUCCACCAUCGCACACUAUAACAGCUCCGUUAUUGCCUUUAUCAACGCCUUUGAUGCCGGUUUCACCAAAAUUAACAUAG